Messenger RNA from Striga hermonthica, 390 nucleotides. The record is from the annotation of a GenBank genome assembly. Lineage: Eukaryota; Viridiplantae; Streptophyta; Magnoliopsida; Lamiales; Orobanchaceae.
AUGGUAGUGUUCUCAAGACACGAUUCUCCAUCAUGUCAGGGUGGCUACACCAUCCAUGAGGCUCCGAUUUUUGCACGCCUAGAGUCAACCUCUGCAGCCCGUAUCGAAGAGCACGGUUUGGAGAGCACCACAAUUUCUGAUGUUCUGAAAGUCAAAGGGAAGGGCGCCUAUGGGUUCUGUCUCUGGUGCACGACUGAUGCCAAUGUGUAUGAAGCCGUGAAAUCAAUGACUCAACACAAUGUUGGAGCUCUGGUGGUGGUUAAACCAGGGGAGGAAAAGUCGAUUGCAGGAUUUAUCACUGAAAGAGCUUUGGGCAAAUCCGGCGUUGAGGGGAUUUUUAUCCUCCUUAUUACAGAGGUUUCACUUCAACAAGGAGUUUCCAAAAGAUGA